AUGGCUUGCUGUGUCUUUACCGCAUACAUCAUGAGCCGCAUCAUCAAGGCGUGCGAGCUCUUCGACAUUCGUCUCCUGGAGAUCAAGUACAACGACUCCGACCCAGAGCCCUCUACUCCCCCCAGCUUCCAACCAUACAUCACCCAGGGCAGGCAGGUACCAAUAGCCGCACUCAGCGCUGACAACACCGUACACGAAGGGGAGGAGUCUCAAUCUGAGCUACUAUCAACCGUUCGCCUCCUGAUCACAGGAAUGACCUGCUCGGCCUGCGUAUCGACCCUGAGCCACGCAUUAACGUCCGUUCCAGCUGUCAUCCGGACUAACGUGUCUCUACCGCUUUCACGAGCAACGGUAAUUUAUAACACGGCCACUACGUCGAUACAGGACUUAAUUUUGGCUAUUGAAGGUGCAGGUUACGAGGCUGAGGUGCUCGGGCAACACAAUCGUGGUUCUGCUGCUCAGAAUCUCAAACUGGUCCGGAGGGAAGAAGAGCUGCAAGCUCUCAAGAAGGCCUUUAAUGGCGCAGCAACGUGGGCUACAGCCAUCUCAGUCAUCGAAUGGAUGAGGAAGGUUUCUAUAACUACCAAACUUGGAAGCAUAUUGGAUCCAUAUCUCCGCUUUCUAAAUCUUGCCAUCGGAUGCUACAUUCAACUAUCCCACGCAGAUUGGAUCCAUCGAAACGCAUGGGCCAGAUGUUUCUCCCGACGACGGAUUCAGCUUCCAAGCCUAUCCAUGGACACCCUCUUGUCUCUGUCGAUUUUGCUAAGUAUAUUCCUCUCUUUCUUCAAUAUCGCCCUCCAUGGUCUCUGUGAUGUCCGUACGAGGACUUAUUUCUCCUCUGCAUCGUUUCUCGCGGCGGUCAUCAGUGGAGGGCGGUAUCUUGACGUGAGUCUGCGGAGGCAGGGCGCAGCUGGGCUUGCCCGCCUCUUUCGGUUGCAGCACGAGGUGGAAUCGGAGACAGUGAUGGUGGAGGGACGGUUGGAAGAACGUGAUGACAGGUCGAUUAAAGAUGAUGCGGCCAUUUUGACUCCGGUUCCCACGACUCUGCUGGCGCCGUUGGACAUAUACCAUGUUGCGCCUCACAGUCUCAUUCCUUGCGACAGUUACGUCGUGCGUGGCUUCUCUUUGGUGGAUGAGGCGAGCAUGACUGGCGAGUCACUACCAGCCCGCAAAACCGUUGGCGACUUUCUCAUGUCUGGGACUCGCAACUUGUCCGCUGGGCUCGUUGCUAUCGUCCUAAAAGACCAAGCCCAGUCCAGUCUAGAGAGCCUUGUUGAAAGCGUGGAAGCAGCAACAGAGAUGAAAUAUAAUUCAACACAGAGGGGCGAGAGUCCAGACGAACAGCCGGGAAGAGCGAUGGAGGAUAUUAUCACGGAAUAUUUCGUCGCAAGCAUUCUUAUGCUGACAUCAAUCUGGUUCAUAUGGACAUUUGGUCUCUCGGCAGACUCGAUACCGAUCACUGAUCGACUGAAUAUUGCAUCUGAACGGGCGAUGGCUAUUCUGGCAUCAGCUUGUCCAUGUGCCAUUGGACUGGCAACACCUUCAGCAGUCAUGGCUGGUAUCGACGCGGCGUACGCAUGCGGAAUUCUUCUCCCCGGCGGUGUGGAUGCUUUCAAAAGGCUGUCUCGCCUGACACAUGUCGUAAUGGACAAGACAGGAACUUUAACAGAAGGUAAACUGCAGAUCUCAGAUGAGUUCUUCGCAGAGCCGUUCAAAGGCGAUCCGACCAAAAAGGAAUUAUGCUAUCAACUCUUGAGCGCGGCGGAGAGAGAGGUCUCACAAACGCACCCAGUCGCAAGGGCGGUGUUUCAGUGGUGUGUCAAACAAGUUCUUGCAGCGUCACGACUGGAGGAAGGUCGAGAACUCCUGACCGAGCCAGGUGCUGCAGCUGUCAGAAACGUCUCAAGCGUCACAGGAAAGGGUGUGCAUGCAGAAGUUCAGGGCAAAGCCAAGGUAUGGUACGCUGUGCACAUUGGCAGCGAGCGUUUUCUAUCCGAGAACGACAUUUCCAUCGCACCAGCCGCCUCAGCCGAAUUGGGAAAGGUUAAAGGCACGACUGAGGUCCAUUUUGCCAUUGAUGGCAAGUAUGCAGGCUCAUUCACGCUGCAAGACAGUAUCCGCCCCGGCGCCCCUGACGUUAUUGAGUCGUUGAAGUCGCUUGGGCUCAAAAUGACUAUGCUCACUGGCGACUCUGAGGCUGAGGCACACCGAGUCUCGUCACAGCUGCAGAUUCCGGUUCUGGCAGCCAAAUCUCUCCCUCACGAGAAAAGAGACUUGGUGGUCUCACUGCAGUCACCGCCAGUUCCGCAGUCUUUUCCAUCGGAAAACAUGGCUGAGUUGAAGUUAGGUGUGAAUGAUGGGUUUAGUAUGCGGAGGCUCUUUAGCUCCACCUUACAACAGUUGUUUUCUAGGAAAGACGACAGAAAUGUUGUUGCGAUGCUCGGCGACGGUCUGAACGAUGCACCAGCCCAAGCUGCUGCGGACGUUGGCAUUCUGUUCUCACUCUCGCCCUUGUCUGGGCGUCUUUCUGAUUCGGCACCCUCACUCGCACUGAGAAGAUGCGCCGCGGAUGUGGUCAUCAUGACACCUGAUCUCGCGGCCCUGCCGAAGCUGAUUACAAUCGCCACCAAGACCAUGGCUCAAGCGAGGUGGAAUAUGUACUGGGCGGUCCUCUACAAUGCCUUUGCCAUUGCAUUAGCGAUGGGCGCUAGCGAUUUGAUGGGGUUCGGGCCUAUCGAUGCAUCCACCGCUGGCACAAUGAUGGCAUUUUCGAGCAUCACGGUCCUGGGCAUGAGCUUAGAUCUGCGCCGACGAUUGCAAUAA
Messenger RNA from Fonsecaea erecta, 2823 nucleotides. RefSeq lists its product as hypothetical. The transcript has a single exon. Gene Ontology annotation, cellular component: membrane. Gene Ontology annotation, biological process: copper ion homeostasis. The record is from RefSeq and is a predicted model, not a curated record. NCBI's taxonomy places the organism in Eukaryota, Fungi, Ascomycota, Eurotiomycetes, Chaetothyriales, Herpotrichiellaceae. Bases 1 to 2823 code for a protein of 940 amino acids. Gene Ontology annotation, molecular function: P-type divalent copper transporter activity; copper ion binding; nucleotide binding.